This is a messenger RNA of Sesamum indicum (sesame), 950 nucleotides long. Its product is annotated as Late embryogenesis abundant (LEA) hydroxyproline-rich glycoprotein family. Gene Ontology annotation, biological process: defense response to other organism. The record is from RefSeq and is a predicted model, not a curated record. Gene Ontology annotation, cellular component: plasma membrane; plasmodesma. Lineage: Eukaryota; Viridiplantae; Streptophyta; Magnoliopsida; Lamiales; Pedaliaceae.
UGGCCUACCUUUCUCUUAUUCUCUCGCCACGAUUACCAUCCAUAUCUCGAACCGUAUAGCUUCCCUUUCGUCGCCACCUUUGAUUCUCUUCCCCUAUAUCACACAGUCUUUCAUGGCAGAAGAAGAACCCAGCAGAGUAGAAGUAACACAUAACCAACCUGUCAAAAUGACAGAAGAAGAUGAGAAGAAGCUCCGCAAGGAACAAGGUGCGCCGUCUAAAGGAUACAGCUAUCCAGUCAGAGAUCGACGCGGGGCCCUAUGCGCAGCUAUAGUCAUCUUCCUACUCUUGGCCGGCAUCACCGCUCUUACAGUCUGGUUAGUUUAUCGCCCGCAUAAGCCAAAGUUCAGAGUCGUUAGUGCCGCCGUUUAUGAACUGAACGCCACCUCUCCGCCUUUCAUAUCUACAACCAUGCAGUUCACGGUGGUGACCAGAAACCCCAACAAACGAGUCUCCAUUUUCUACAAUCAACUUUCGGCGUUUGUUUCCUACAAGAACCAGGCCAUCACGCCACCAGUAAUCCUGCCACCUUUAUUUCACGAGACCAAAAGCACGGUGGCUCUGUCCCCGGUGCUGGGAGGAUCUACCCUGCCAGUGCCGGCUGAAGUGGUUAACGGGCUGAUGAUGGACGAGGCUUACGGGGUGGUGGGCCUGAGGCUAGUGUUGACGGGGAAGCUGAGAUACAAGGCGGGAGCCAUAAGGAGUAGGCGUUACGGAGUAUAUGUAAGGUGCGAUUUGUUUGUGGGGUUGAAGAAAGGGAUUGUCGGGCAACUGCCUCUGCUUGGAUCUCCGGCCUGCAUAGUUGACGUGUGAAUUGAUCUAGUUCAGUUCGUAAGCUUUAAUUGUUUUAAUUUUACCGCCUUUCUUUCCGCAAUGCUGACAUGAAGUUAAUUUUGCUUGUAAAUUAUCGAUUUUAUUCGCUGAUUAAUUAAGGUAUGGUAUUGCCUGAAAA